GCUUCUCCAGUCAAACUGUUUGCGAGGCUCCUCGACUACAGAAACAGUUCGCAGUAAGAGGUUUACCUGUUCUUAAACUAACCAGAGAAGCUGACGCCUUAAUGGUGGACUAUAGACACAUCUCCGUGAUUAUUCACUGUGGAAAUAUAGCUAUUCCUUUACAAGACCUCCAAUACUAGCGUUUUGAUGUCACAUUCCCAAAGCAACUGAGCCCCUUCAGAGAAACAGCAGACAUAAAGAUAGCCAAAGGAUUCUUCAUCUUCAGAGAGGACAAAGAAUAAGGAAGAAGGGAGGUUUUGAAGCUGGAACACCCACCACCCUUAUUGAAUAAUGGUGACUUUUUGAGAUUGCGUUGAUCUCAGGUCAAGGCCUACAUGCCACUGUGAUCACUAAGAAGUGGACAAAGGAAAAAAAUAAUUUACAAAAAUCAUAUAAAAAGGAGGUGCAAAUCUCAUCACUGAGAGACGAUCCCCUCACAAACUGAAUUCUGGGAAACAGAAUGCCAGCUAAGACGCCCAUGUACUUAAAGACUACCACACCCAAGCGGGGGAAGAAGCUCAAGCUGCGAGACGUCCUGUCCAGUGACAUGAUUAGCCCCCCGCUAGGGGACAUGCGCCACAGUGCCCAUGUCGGGCUGGAGGGAGAGGGCGACAUGUUCGGAGACGUAGGCUUUUUACAGGGCAAGAUGGACAUGUUGCCCGCCCUGAACGGCUUACCACGGUCCCACAGUAUGGAGAGGCAGCUGGAUGAAGUGUACCCCAUGAACGACAAAGGACUCAACCACUCUUGUAACAACCACCGCAAUCCCUACCACCAUUCCACCAGCAUGCUGAAGAGCACCAUCUCCAUGCCUGUGUUCAUCGCCCCCGAGCAGGCCCCUCCCAAGCCGCCUCGGCUCCACCUGGAGGACUUGACCCCCCCGUCCCAGCAGCAACAGCAGCAGCAGCAGCACCAACCUCAGCCGAACAACCAUAACCACAACGACCACAACCAGCAGCGGCAUCACUCCAUGUCUGUGUGUGACCAGGGUGUCGGCUGUUACAUGGACCCCUGCCACGACCUUAAUUACUCUGCCUCCUUCAGGCACCUGGUGCCCUCCUCCGGCUCCUUCUCAGAGGUCUCCUCAGAGGACUCCAUGUCAGAGAGCUGUGGCCCCCUGGAACCUCAGAGGGGGCUGAGCCUGGAUUCAGACGCUGGCCUGAGCAAUGAGGACCUGAGGAGCGAGCGGAGUGAGUCGCCCACCGCGUGCCCUAGAUUCUCUCCCGGUGUCUCCCGCUCAGAGUCCCUGAUGGGCUUGGAUCUGGACCUGGGGCCAUCCAUCCUGGAGGACGUGCUGAGGAUCAUGGACCGCUACAAGAGGGUUGAUGACCACUGUGAUUUGUGAGCAGAUGGGGGGAAAGCGGUUUAGACACUGCUGUGCAGAGAGGUGUCUGGUACACUUUUUUUUUUACCAUCCUCCAUAUAGCCUAAUGAUGAUUGGGCUAGUCAGGCAGACAGACAGACAGACAGACGGACAGACAGACAGACAGACAGACAGACAGACAGACAGACAGACAGACAGACAGACAGACAGACAGACAGACAGACAGACAGACAGACAGACAG
Oncorhynchus nerka (sockeye salmon) is the source of this 1605-nucleotide messenger RNA. RefSeq names its product cdc42 effector protein 3-like. The record is from RefSeq and is a predicted model, not a curated record. Gene Ontology annotation, cellular component: cytoplasm; membrane. Gene Ontology annotation, biological process: regulation of cell shape; positive regulation of actin filament polymerization; positive regulation of pseudopodium assembly. Gene Ontology annotation, molecular function: small GTPase binding. NCBI's taxonomy places the organism in Eukaryota, Metazoa, Chordata, Actinopteri, Salmoniformes, Salmonidae. The coding region runs from base 500 to 1384 and encodes 294 amino acids. The transcript has 2 exons.